ACACACACACACACACACACACACACACACACACACACACACACACACACACACACACACACACACACACACACACACACAGGCGAACAUGCUGGAUGCAGCUCCCACGCGGGCAGGUUGGUUGAUGUUUGGCAGAGCGGACGACUGUUCGCUAUGAAUGUAUCUUUAUGUAAGGAGGCUCACGCCCACGUGCAGCACCAACAGGGAAGCCUUUCAACCAGCCCCUGCUCUGCCUCGGACCCCCUCCGCCGCUGCUGAACUGGGCGCCCGCUUACGUGCAUGGUUGACGAUCAACACCACUCUGAUCCGUGUUCUCGGAUCCAGCGGGCCUGAUAUGUUAUAGCAGAGCAGAGUCUGGGCCGGACGCUAAAGACUGCAAGGGGGCGGAGUCAGGCCCUGUUUCCUGUUGGGUUACGGAGAUAUUCUACCGACGGAAACUCAUUUGCGGUUGCUUUCAGAAGGGGGUUUUAAUAAGUGUAUUUCUACAGCCGCCAGUCUAUACAGUGUUGAUGGGAAACCUUUACAGAACACUUUUUUAAUGUUUACUACUGCUGGCCAAGUUUGUGUGUGCUGAUGAUAUCCAAUCACAAAUGCUAAGAGAUGCCCACCUCCUGCCCCCCGAUUGGUCGAAACUAAUAUGGAACGAAUGAACCCAGUUCACCAUGAAUUUAGCUUGACUGCUAUAAUGCAUGUUUAUUAUAUUUAAUUACAUCGUCAUUGUACUAUUAUAGCCCAUAUUUCCUGUCCAAUAACCAUAAAAUGCUACCUUAUCGUAUUACUAUGUAUUUAUCUAGCAGAGGGUUUUAUCCAAAGUGACAGUGAACUCAGGUAAAUGUCAUUAAGAGCAGGCAGGGUUAAAGCUGUGUUGGACACCAUGUGACCGCUGAAGAAGCCCUCUGAUUGAGACAACUGUCCGUGGCAGGGUCGGAACAUACCAUUGAAUCAGAAUAAUCCAUACGUUAGGAUGGCUUGUGUAACUUGAUGUACAACACUCGAACCAAGUGCCUCCCACACCAUAUUAAACCCUACAUUGAAAUCUGCUGCGCAAAUCAAGAGAACCUGGCCCGGGCCAGACCAUAAUAGCAGCAGUAACCACGGUGAAAAGCCAAUAGAACCACAACCACAUUUAGGUCAGUCCUCACGAAGCAAUUGAGCAGCUUUUCCCUGGGAGUGCACGUUCAUGUCAAGCUACCGGCCAAUCAGCAUUGGCCUGGCUGUUGAUGGACACUGGCCAUACCCAAUCCCUGAUCGGCUUGGGUCUCGCCAGGGCCCGGUCUGUCUUUCUCUCUCUGUUUCUUCAAGUCCACAUUCCUGAUCGCUUAACAACAUGGAAAACAUGGAAAGCAUCAGCUCCAAUUCAUGUUCUAGCUCUCAGGGUAUGCGUGUGUGCGUGUGAGGCUGUGCGUGCAAGUGUGUGUCUGAAUGUCUCUCUACAUCUGUAUGUGUGUAUAUAUGCAAAUGUGUGUGUGUGUGUGUGUGUGUGUGUGUGUAUAGGGUUGUGUGUCUACAUAUGUAUGUGCGUAUAGAUGCAAAUGUGUCUGUAUAGGAGGAUGUUAUGUUUGUCAUGUGUGUGUGUGUGUGUGUAUGCAUUUGUGUCGAUAUUAGUGUGGUGUAAUGCAAAUGUAUUUGUAUGCAUGCCUUAAUGUGUAUAGUUGUAAAAGUAUAUGUUUGUGUGUGUGUGUGUUUGUGUGUGUGUGUGUUUGUGUAUAAUGUGUUUGGGACUGUGUGAAUGAAUGUGUGUGUGUGUCUGUUUGUAUGUGUGUAUUUGGGAAAAUUGUGUUUGUGUGUGUAUAGUUGAACAAAAAAACAAGCUAGCCUAAAGUUAACGUACGCAGUGCUAAAAAUACAGCUGGUCUAUUUUUAGACCAGCUAGUUCCCCAGACACCGCCGUCAGAGGCCUGCUCGACUACAAGAUGACCCAGUGUGUGUGUGUGUGUGUGUGUGUGUGUGUGUGUGUGUGCGUGGGUAUGUGUGUGUGGCAUUUGUAUAUGUGUGGUUGUGUGUAUGUGUGCGUGUGUGUCUAUAUGUUGCAAUAUAAGCCCACAGGAGAAUAGAAAACUCGAAAUUAGAACAUGGAGGAAAGAAUUAUGCAACUUCAGCAGUGUGUCUGUGUGUGUAUGUGUUUGUCAGUGUGUGUGUAUUUGAGAGAGAGAGAGAGAGAGAGAGAGAGAGAGAGAGAGAGAGAGAGAGAGAGAGAGAGAGAGAGCAUAAUUCUCUGUUUGACUGCACCCUGGUUUCUGUCAGGUGUUAAGGAAACGUUGAACAUUGGAAACACACACACACACACACACACACACACACACACACACACACACACACACACACACACACACACACACACACACACACACACACACACACACACACACACACACACACACACACACAUACAGAAAAUGUACCUCCCUUUUGCAACCCACAAUCUUAACACUUUUUGGUGCAGUUCUAGUAUGUGUGUGUGGGUGUGUGUUUCUCUCUAUCACUGAAUGUCAUUUAAUUUAGAAUUUGUCAUGUCUUGAGUUGUGUGUGGAACUGUGUGCAAGUGAAUGUGUAUUGUGUGUCUGUGAUGAGUAUCUGUGCGUGAAUGUCUGUAUAAAGUGUAUGUGUGUGUGUGUGUGUGUGUGUGUGUGUGUGUGUGUGUGUGUGUGUGUGUGUGUGUGUGUGCAUACUGAUCCCCAGACGUAGAACUCAGGGUGUCGCUGGUCAGAGGUAGGAGCUGGUUGGCGCUGAUGGGUGGUGCUGACAGGUGGUGCUUGUGUUUGACUCUUGCCUUUUGGGACGCCCACACACACACACACACACGCACACACACAUGCAGACCUACGUCAUCCGCGGUCGUCUAUUUAUACUCCCUUUGUGUCUUUAAAAGAACAGCGCGACUCUGCCGCACACCGGUGACUCACACCCGCGAGGAGGAAGUUGUGUGUGUGUGUCAGUGUGUGUGUGUUCGUUUGUGUGCGGAUGCAUUCCACCUACUAGUGAGAAAACUUCACCCAAACAGUCAAAUUCAAACUUCAGCUGGAGACACCAGAUGACACCCAGCUCAGCGUUGGUCUCAAGGAUGUUGUACCAGUUCUUCUGUGAUGAAAAUGUUCCACGCAGGCCUCGUGAGUCGCAGGAUCCACAACCAGAUGCCAGUGGAAGCUUUAAGAGGAACAUCUACAAGCACUUUUUACUGAAGAGGAUUGAGCUUUUGACGUCUUGUCUUCUCGAGGACUCUUCAGCUCCUGGAUGAACUGGACGGAGAGCAACAACCCUGCAAUCCCACCGUGUUUACAAAAUGGCAGACAGGAAAAAACUGUUCUGAUGCUUUAUUCCAAAACCCCGCACCCCUUCUCUCCAAUUUCAACUUCCUGUAUCAAUCCUGGAUUAGCCAUCUGCUACGCCACAGACAUGGCUCAACACAUACUGUUUUUCUGAGAUCCGCGGGUCACCCCUGUAAGCCACACGCUGUCAAGCGUGGCAGCCCCACUGCCUUUUCAAAUCCCAUAAUUUCCAUCCUUCCCAACACAUAUCCCCCGCUCACCCACUCCACCGACCCCACCUUCCACCGCCAAUCAAAUCAUCGGGUGAAAUGGAGUCUCACGAAUCAACUGUUGUCGGACAGAAAUGCAUAAAAAAGGAGAAGGCUCCCUUACAGAGGGGCUGGGCGUCGGAGCCUACCGCCUCCUCCAAAAGAAGCACUUUCUCCAGCCCCGAUGCCUCGCGGAACUCUUCCCGUGAGGGCCAGCCCUGCGAUGAGGGCCCUGGUUCGGCCUCCGGGACGCAGCAGAAGUACCCGUCGUCCGGCAUCCCAGGGAAACUGCUUCCGCCGUCACGGGAACCCCAGGGUACGUUUCCUCAGGGGUUUGCCAGGGGUUUCUCCUACCAGCUCGGUCAGCCAUACCCCCAGCACCCCCAGGCAGAGCGCUUCCACUCGGGGGCCAAACCCCAACCGGGCCUGGAGCCCCACGCCUGGCCCUUUGCCGGUCAGCUGCCCUCGGACGAACUUUACCCCGCAGGGAACCUGGGACACCCGCACAGGGCAGCGGGAGGGAGGUUCCCUCGGCAGAAAUCCCCCAGUUUGCCAAGUUCCUUCGGACAGUAUUCCCAGUCGAGCCUGGAUCCCAGCGAUGAGGGCUAUGGCAAGAAGGACCAGAAGCCCAAAAAGCCCGGUAAGUACAUCUGCCACUACUGCGGCCGGGCCUGCGCCAAGCCCAGCGUCUUGAAGAAGCACAUCCGCUCGCACACGGGGGAGAGACCCUACCCCUGUGUGCCCUGCGGGUUCUCCUUCAAAACCAAGAGCAACCUUUACAAGCACCGCAAGUCCCACGCUCACGCCAUCAAGGCCGGCCUGGUGCCGUUCUCGGAGAUGGGACUGGUGGGCCGUGGGGGGGAUCUGGACCUGGCCGGCGACGUCCAAUCGGACGGCGAGCAGAGCACGGACACGGAUGAGGAAGGAUUGGAGGGCUCCACAAUGCUGAUGGAGAAGGAGAACCCCGGGCCAAAGAUCUCCUUCGUGUCUGACAAAAGAGCAGGUGGGGUGGAACCUGCCUAUGCUGAUUCAGCGGAACAGAUGUCCAUGGGCUCCAUGAAGGUGCCCAUCCUGAUCGUCCCUAGGCCAGGAGGGGUCCCCUCUCCAGCGAUGGAGUGCCCUUCCUUCCCUGAUAUGAAGGGUCCACCGCACCACAUGCCCGGCUCCCAGGCUGAGGCCCUGGGAAACCCUGCGGAGGACUCUCCAACCAUCAAACAGCGGCUGGCCUUGAGGCUGAAGCAAGGCCAGGAACCGGACUCGACCCAGUCCCAGACCCAAAACCUCCUCAGCCCCCACAGCAAGGGCAGCACGGACUCUGGGUACUUCUCCCGCUCGGAGAGCGCAGAGCAGCAGAUCAGCCCGCCCAACACCAACAGCAAGUCAUAUGAGGAGAUCAUCUUUGGACGGACUCACCAUGGGCCCACCUCUCGAUCCGGACAGUCCAUCACGGUGUCCAUGGCCGGUGGCGUGGCUCAGGUGGAUCCCAGUAGUCAGGCUUGCCUCAAGAAGUCUGGCGCUGUUCUGGAGAUGGGGAGGAUAGCGGAGGACUUUUAUAAGGGGGACGGAGGAAUCUCUGGAGACCCCAAGCAGUAUGCGACCGGCCCCUGCCAGAGCAGCACGGGGCUUCUGGAACCUCCCUCUGACUCGGCGACCCUUACUCGGAGCAACUCCAUGCCAACGUCCUCUCCGACCAACCUCAGCGUGCCGACCCGGAUCCAGGGCAGCCAGUCCUUCGACGAGAUGAUGACGUCGGACGACGUGUUCUACCCGGCCGGCCUGCGCAGACUCCAGAGGCAGGCGGCCUUCGAGCUCACCCACCACGAGGCCCACGCGGUAGAGGCCGAGGUGUACGGCCACGUGCCCAAAAACGUGCUCAUCGCAAUGGGCCCCAAGAUGGGGGAGCGCAGCCCGGGCCUCCCAGAACACAUCGCCUACAGUCCCUAUGGGACGAAAGUCGGGAUGGCGGAGAAUGCCACGAGGAAGAGGAGGAAGCAAAAGAGUGUCGGGGAUGAGGAGGACAGCCCCGGCCAGUGUGACAGCAGUUGCAGUGGCUCGGUGGAGAUGAUCGGGGACUAUGACUCCAAACACGGGAGCAUGGACGGAUCCAGGGGCACCCCUACAGGGAAGGGCUCUCUAUACAGCGCACACAGUCAAUCGGACAGCUUUGACACCUGUGCCAGCAUGUGCUCUGAUGACAUGGUGCUUCUCCCGGACUCGGAGGGCAGAAAGGCGGUGGCCAACGUCAUAUCAGUCAUCCAGCACACCAACUCCCUGAGCCGACCCAACUCCUUCGAGAAGUCUGAGUCCUUUGAUCAGCUGGCCUAUCACCCCGCGGAGAAGGCCCUGUGCAGCCAGUACUCGGAGCAGUCGGACCCCGACAUCUUUGAGGACGCCCUGAGCCCCGAGUCCACCAUGCAGCGGACGGAGAGCAUGGAGCAGCAACUGUUGAGCGACAGCGACCUCGCCUCCGUCUCCUCGUCCCCGAGCACGACAGCCUCUCCCGGACAGCCCUACCACAUCCCCCACAAGCUGGUGCGGCAGCCCAACAUCCAAGUCCCCGAGAUCAGGGUGACGGAGGAGCCGGACAAGCCCGACAAGGAGACGGAAGCCUUGCUGGCCAGCGAGCCCGAGAGGCAGGAGAAGCAGCAGCAGCAGCUGCCACACGUGAUGGAGGAGUUCCAACUGCCCCAGAGGAGCGACACGCUGUCCCAGAUGCCCUCCGAGAAGCUGCCGCCGAAGAAGAAGCGUCUGCGCCUGGCGGACAUGGAUCACUCGUCAGGGGAGUCCAGCUUCGAGUCCACCUGCACCAGCCUCUCCCGCAGCCCCAGCCAGGAGAGCAACCUCUCCUACUACUCCUCUUUCUCCAUGUCGUUCGAACGAGAGGAGAACCUUAAGUCUGGGUCGCCGACAAAGCAGGAGGACGCUUCAAGCUGCUGCGGUACGGGUACCGCUAGCAAGCAGUCGGAGUUCCUGACGGUGCCGGGCAGCGGCCACUCCAGCCACCACCAGCAGAGGGAGAUGAGGAGGUCUUCGUCGGAGCAGGCGCCCUGUGCUCUCGCCACCGAGUUCCCUGAAAUGCGCAGCAAGUCCUUCGACUACGGGAGUCUUUCGCCGGGGUCCAGGCAGGGGGAGAUGUACAGCAGUGCGUCCGCCAUGAAGGAGCGACGACGAGGCUAUCUUGUCCGACAGGCGUCACUCAGCGUGUAUCCGGAGGCGGGCCCACCGGAGCCCGGGCCAGGGGAGUCCUCGGUCAGACCGGAUCCGUCGGACCACGGGUCCUGGCCGGGUCAGGGGGGACCGGGUCCGACCAGCGCCGAGCUGGUCAACAAGAUCAAAAGGACCUCAGUCGGGAGUGGUGGCCUGGCCUCCCUCCAUCAGCACCUCUUGCAGAAGAGCAUCAGUGAGGACAGCCUUCAGGACGGCCCAACCAAUCAGAGGUCCUCCCACCACCGCCUGCAGAAGCAGGGCUCCUCCAUGGACUCGGACCCCCAAGGUCAAGAGGUCGCGACCUACCAGGCCCACCAGCCCUCGGGCCCGCCCUUCUGGGCCCCGGAGGGGGCCCCCGCCCAGCGGCCCCGCCUGCACCAUGGCUUCCAGGCGCCACAGCAGUAUCCUAAUCCCCACAGCCGGGCCGCGGCCGACAGCCAAUCGGAAGGCUGCAACCCCCCCCAGGUUUACUCAGCGUCGCGAGCUUCCUCACACAACCCAGCGCAACACCAACAACAACAACAACAACAACAACAACAACAACAACAACAGCUGUUCCGCUCGCUGUCCCCUAAGCUCUCCAGCUCCUCCUCCUCCACCUCCUCCUCCCCCUUCUCCUCCGGUCCUACGCUGCUCCAGCAGGUCCAGCCGCUCUUCGCCGCCCAAGCGCUGACGGGUUUCCAGGCGACGGCGCAGGGCGUUGUGGUGCCGGUGCGCGUCCCCACCCACGUGCCGUCUUAUGGCAGCGUGACGUACACCAGUGUCAGCCAGCUGCUGACCAAUCACAGCGGGGGCGGAGGAGGCGGACAGGGGCUAAUCAGGUUGGGAGGCACCAGCACCACUUGCAGUGCCGUGGGCGUCGCCGUCGCGGUCGCCCAGGCGACCGGCGGGAUCUCGGGGGGGAUCAGCGGGACAGGCUUCAACCUGUUCAACUUCCUGGGUCAGCCCGACAUGGCGGGCGCGGCGGCCGCGUUGCUGCGGCAACACCCGCUCUCCUCCUCCUGCGACGCGUCGCCGGGGCAACGGCUCACCACGGGCAUCCCGUUGUCGCUGACGACGGGCACGGUGUCCACCACGGACGCGUCGGGGGCUGGGAUAGGCGGCAGCAAGCGCAUGCUGUCCCCCACCGGCUCCUCGGAGCUCUUCUUCCAAACCAAGCAGCAGAAGCGCGUGAAGGAGGAGCGCAUGUACGGCCAGAUUGUCCGCGACAUGAGCGCCGUGGAGCUGAGCGGGGCCGGGGGCCCCGCGGCCGCUGGCCCCCCGCGGCUGAAGAGCGAGGGCUCCGCGGACGAGCCGCCGGAGAGGAUGACCUCGUCCCCGCCCGCCACGAUCUCCGUCCCGGUGCGCUCCUCGGCGCCCCACCUCCCCGACAUCCCCCCCGCCGAGAGCUUCACGCCGCCGCUCCAGAUCGUCACCGACGCCGCGCCGGGGCCCCCGGCGGGCGGCCGCGACUCCCCCGAGGCCCUGGACGUGGACCCGGCCUCCUCCAGCCCCGAGCGCUGCGGCAGCCCCCAGUCCAUGGCCUCGCUGUCCAACGACGAGGCCGACGACGGGGAGCCCACCGGGCCCACGCCGGCCGCCGACGAGGGCCCCCCCGCGGCGGCGGGGCCGCCGGCGCGGCCCGCGGCGCGCUCGCCCUCGCUGGCGGCCGAGGUCCAGCGGCUCCUCCAGUUCCCCAGCCUGCGCACGGCCACCGCCGUCAGCUGGUGCUUCCUCAACUACACCAAGCCCAGCAGCGGGGAGGCGGAGUCGCCGCGGGCGUCGGCGUACGCCUCGUGGUGCGUGAGUGCCUACAACCCCAACCCGCUGGGCCUCAGCACCAAGGCGGCGCUGGCGCUGCUGCGGUCCAGCCAGAGGCGGGGGGCCGAGACCUACAGCACGGCAGCCAUGGGCCCGCCCAGCUCGGGCAAGCUUGUGUCCUCCGUGUCCUGGAGGCUGCGCUUCGACCAGUUGAAACCAGAGCUGAUGCCGGUGGAGGUGUGUAAGCUGGUGAGGAAGAUGAAGGGGGUGGUGUCCCGGGAGAGAUCCAAGGAGGAGCAGAGCGAGAAGGAGGUUUCCACCAAACCCAUCCCUGUAGAACACACCCGCAUCAAGAUCUUCGAGGGCGGGUACAAGUCCAACGAGGACUACGUGUACGUGCGCGGCCGCGGCCGAGGGAAGUACAUCUGCGAGGAGUGUGGCAUCCGCUGCAAGAAGCCCAGCAUGCUGAAGAAGCACAUCCGCACGCACACCGACGUCAGGCCCUACGUCUGCAAGUUCUGCAACUUCGCCUUCAAGACCAAAGGGAACCUGACCAAGCACAUGAAGUCCAAGGCGCACAUGAAGAAGUGUCUGGAGCUGGGGGUCUCUGUGUCUGCAGUGGAGGACAUAGACGCAGAGGACGGAGAUGUUGGCGAGGAGGGCCAGAGGGGUUCUGGGAAGGCCGGGGGAGGCAACAUGGCCGACCACCAGUUCUCCGACGCCGACGACUCGGACGGCGGGGACGACGACGGAGACGACGUGGACGACGACGACGACGACGACGACGACUACGACGGCGACUCCACGCCCAAGUCCCGCUCGCGCUCCACCAGCCCGCUGCCGUACGGGCUGCCCUCGAUGUCCCUCACCUCGCUGGCCGCCUCCCACCCGCACCUCCAUCACCACGGCAACGCCUCUGCCGCCGCCGCCGCCGACCUCCUCGGCCACGCGGGCAAGCCGCCGCUUUUGGGCUACCUCACCACCGUGCCCAGCAUCCAGAUCACGCCGCAGGCGGACCGGGAGGCCAGCCGGGCGCAGUACCACCGCGCCCUGCAGGGGGCGCUGGGGGGCCGGCUGCUGGCACCGCCCUGCUCCUCCUCCUCGAUGGACGAGGACCUCCCCUCCCCUCCGCCGGACCCCUACUCCUCGUCCUCCCGCCUCUCCUCCCCGGGGCUGGACCCCGCCUCCUCCCCCUCCUGCUCCCCCUCCUCCUCCCACUCCUACUCGCCGGGGCGGUACCUGUCGCCCCGCCGCGACCUGUCGCCCUGCGCCGGCCGGCUCUCCCCCCGCCGGGACCUCUCGCCGCUCAGGCACAUCUCCCCCAAGAGGGAGCUGGGCGUGGGGGGCUACCGCCGGGAGCUCUCCCCCAGGAGGGAGCUCUCGUCGCGGGGACACCUCUCGCCCACGGCCUCCGCCCUCUCCAGCCCCGGCUCCCCCUCCGGGAGGGACUACAAGCGGGACUUGUCCCCGCGGGGCCGGCAUAGGGGCCCCAUGCGUCCGCUGUCCCCUCGGCGAGGACUCCACCACCACCACCACCACCACCUCCAAAGCCACCAGACAGGCCAGCACGGUGGCCCGUGGAACCCCAGACAGGGCCACCAGCCUGGGCAGGGGAGCCAGGGAGAGCUGGGGGACCUGGGACAUCCAGCUGGCUCUGGAGCUCAGAUGGAGAUGGACCACAGGGCGGGUCCCAUGUCGUCAGGGCAACAGGACCAGGGCCGUAGCCAUGGUCAGCCGUCAAGCCCGCCCCACCAGGUGCUGUUUAGCCACCUCCCCCUCCACUCCCAGCUCCAGGUACGCUCCCCAUUCCCAAUGGUUCCCAUCGGAGGAAUCCAAAUGGUACACUCCAUCCCAGUCUCCCUCACGUCUGGCCACGCCCCGCCCGACCACGGCCACAUAUCGUCCUCCAGACACGCCCACAUCCCCGCCGACCAAGCCCACAUAUCACCCUCCACCAGACACGCCCACCCUCCAGCCGGACAGGCCCACAUAUCCACGAGACACGCCCACAACUCGCCUAGCCACGCCCACUCUGCCCAGCAGGCGUCUCAUCCUCAUCAUCAUCAUCAUCAGCAGCAGUCGCCUCGCCUGCCGUUCCAGAAGAGCGGCUCGGAUGACUCCUGCGAGGUCACUUCCUGUCAUCUCAGCGGCUCCUCCUCCGAUAGGGGAGGAGCCGCCGGAGGAGGCGGCGGCGCCGAGUGGCCGGGAGACACGCCCCCGAGGGACGCGGGGAGGUCGCCGUCGGUGGGCGGGCGCGGGGAGGAGGGCGGGCCGGAGCAGGAAGAGAGCGUCCUCACGUGCACCGAGGCCAUCGCGUCCCUCUGCAUCGACGGCCUGGAGGGCGGCGCCAGAGACCCUCCGCUCGCCUCCCCCCAACCCCGGCCCCCGUCUCCCCCGCUCCCCGCCUCCCCCAGGGCCUCCCGCCCCAGGAGGAGUCAGCAGCACUUUACCGACCCCCACCCGCCGCCCCACGCCCACCCCAAACCCAACCCCGAACACACGUCCCCCCCCAACAGCACCGGCCCCGCCCAGACUGCCCCCACCCCUAAGCCCCACGGCGGAGGCCCGAAGGUGGGCGCGGGGUCCGGCCGGCCAGCCUCCCGACCCCUGGCCCCGGAGGAGAGGGAGAGGGAGAAGUGAGGCCCCGGACGCUGCCGGCUGCCGGCGGCGGUGGCGGCGGCGGCGCUGGAGAAGGUUUAUUUGUUUGCUGGUGCAACAGAAAAGGAGCACCAGCAAUAGAAGAAGAGAGACAAAGAGUCAGAGAGAGAGAGAGAGAGAUGGGGGGGAGGAACGAGGAACCUUUGCACACGCACGAAAGUGCACGUCAGGCGUGGAUGUGGGUCGAACCAACGAACACGGGAGGGAGCGGAGGCUCCCGGUGGGAAGGUAGGCCCCCAGCGGCGUGGAUCGGUUUGAGGGCCUGUCGCCACGUUGGAUCUGCGGUUGAAGCAAACCCAAAAAAGCUGUUGCUUUUUUGAUUUUCUAAUUUAUCGAAACUGACCAAAAUGGCCUCUCGGGGGAAUGGUGUGGCGGUGUGGUUCAAAGGGACAGCGUCGCGUGUGCCUUUUCAUGACAUGUUCUGUUUUGUUGUUCCUUUUUUGGCGGCUUAUAUUUUGUAUAAGCUCAGCGAUCACGUCGCUUACUGUACAUAGGACGUCCUGACGUUUUGUCUACUCGCUUUGUAUGAAACGCAGUCCCUGACCCCCUGACCUUUGCCCCCUACGCGUGUCCAUUGACUGUUCCGUUGGUUUUUUUUGUUUUUUGUUUUUUUAAAUCUCCUUAAGUCUCAGCAAGCGAUGUGAAGUUCUGGAUAUUUACGAUCAUACCUAAGGUUGCACUAAAACAUAUUUUUAUAAUGGGUGACAUUUUUAAAAACUGGCUUUUUUUUGGUGUACAGCAGCAAUUAUAUCCAAAAACUAUUUAUUAUUGGUACUAUGUUUCAUAAAUUGUACAUUGCUUUUUCUUAAAUGUCGUGGAUGCCUUUUUCUAUGUAAAGCAUGGCUUUUGCUAUCGCUUUGAUUAGGGCAAGGGUACGUUCUCUGUGUAACGUUAGGCUUUAAAUGUUAGACCUGACACGUCGACGUGAGGCCCCACUCUAUAAGAGGUGCACAUAUAUAGAAGUACAGACUAUCAACUAUUUAACCCACUUACGAAUACACACACAAAUAUAUAUAUAUAUAAUGUAUAUCUAUCAGCCAAUCUAUCUAUCAAUCUAUCCAUCCAUCUAUCUAUCUAUCUAUCUAUCUAUCUAUCUAUCUAUCUAUCUAUCUAUCUAUCUAUCUAUCUAUCUAU
Molecule: messenger RNA, 12253 nt
Organism: Gadus morhua (Atlantic cod)
Lineage: Eukaryota; Metazoa; Chordata; Actinopteri; Gadiformes; Gadidae
Gene: hivep2a
Product: HIVEP zinc finger 2a
Exons: 15
Coding region: 3575-11101 (2508 amino acids)
Biological process (GO): regulation of transcription by RNA polymerase II
Cellular component (GO): nucleus
Molecular function (GO): RNA polymerase II cis-regulatory region sequence-specific DNA binding; DNA-binding transcription factor activity, RNA polymerase II-specific
Source: RefSeq, a predicted model, not a curated record